UGUAAUCUGCUAUAAAAUAAUCAAACACCUCUUCGGCCAAAAUUGUUCGCUGUGUACCUUUGAUCUCCUGUCUUUGCUUGAGCUUUUUUCGUUCAUUAGCAAUUGUUUAGUUUAGUGGAUUCAACCCUUUGUAGUUUACGUCGCCGUUUCCGUACAAUUUGCAUUCAAACUACAAUGUGGACCUCGCGUUUAUCUGUUCUACUCAUCAUUUCCACCAUUCUACUUGGUGUUCUUUCCUCCCCUGUGGCUUUCCCAGCUUACCCCUCAUUCGCCGGUCUCGAGCGUCGUGUUGGUUCUAAGGUUCGCUUUAUUGGAUUACGCCUCUGGCUCAUCCGGCGAGUGCUGAAGGAUGGCGAACUUACUGUCCUCGACAGCAGAUCUAACGUCAAAGUCGACAAGAAUGAGAGAUGGGGCAUAUGUAUACACACGGAAUGCUUCGAGUUAGCUUUGAAUGGCAUGAUUGGAAUUGAAGUUUACCACGAAUUCAUGCGCCCUAAAUGGAAGACCGAACGAAACGAAAUACCAAUCACAGAUCUUGGAGCUAAGGUCAAUUGGGGACUCGGCUCGAUGAAAGUCGCAGUCGUAAACGAAUUCAAGCACACCGCAUAUGGGUCUCAUGAUGAUCUCGGGUUCUUAAACGAUGUGGUUACCAUCUUGCUCCGACAUAACAUGCUUUACUCGAUGGAUCAGAAGGGGGAGAGGCUGGAAGCGUUGCCGGAGUGGGACAAAUACUACAAUGCAAUGAAAGCUGCACGCGCCUCCACCACUGGAUGAUAUUUGUAUGUAUAGAUCGUCUU
This is a messenger RNA of Lentinula edodes (shiitake mushroom), 797 nucleotides long. RefSeq lists its product as uncharacterized. The coding region runs from base 175 to 774 and encodes 199 amino acids. The transcript is spliced from 4 exons. NCBI's taxonomy places the organism in Eukaryota, Fungi, Basidiomycota, Agaricomycetes, Agaricales, Omphalotaceae. The record is from RefSeq and is a predicted model, not a curated record.